Prunus armeniaca (apricot) is the source of this 552-nucleotide messenger RNA. Lineage: Eukaryota; Viridiplantae; Streptophyta; Magnoliopsida; Rosales; Rosaceae. The record is from the annotation of a GenBank genome assembly.
AUGGCGGCUUCUUCCCCGUCCACGGAGGCAGAGACCAAGCCCUUCUCUGUUCUAUUUGUGUGCCUGGGCAACAUCUGCAGAAGCCCAGCUGCUGAAGGGGUCUUCAGGGACUUGGUGCAGAAAAGGGGUUUGGAUUCCAAGUUCAAGAUUGACUCUGCUGGAACCAUUGAUUACCAUGAGGGAAAUCAAGCAGACCCAAGAAUGAGGGCAGCCUCUAAAAGGCGUGGCAUUGAGAUAACUUCUUUAUCUAGGCCAAUCCGGCUGCCUGAUUUUAGAGAUUUCGAUCUUAUCCUUGCAAUGGACAAUCAGAACCGAGAUGAUAUAAUAGAGGCGUUUAAUAGGUGGAAAUUUAGAGAACCUCUACCCGAGGAUGCUCAUAAAAAGGUUAGGUUAAUGUGUUCUUAUUGUAAGAAACACGAUGAAACUGAAGUACCGGACCCUUAUUAUGGUGGACCACAAGGUUUUGAGAAGGUUUUGGAUUUACUUGAAGAUGCAUGUGAAUCAUUGUUGGACAGCAUCUUGGCUGAGAACAAACACAUUUUGGAUUCCUGA